Molecule: messenger RNA, 3621 nt
Organism: Wasmannia auropunctata (little fire ant)
Lineage: Eukaryota; Metazoa; Arthropoda; Insecta; Hymenoptera; Formicidae
Product: C2 domain-containing protein 5
Exons: 15
Coding region: 170-3370 (1066 amino acids)
Biological process (GO): intracellular protein transmembrane transport; positive regulation of vesicle fusion; positive regulation of protein targeting to membrane
Cellular component (GO): plasma membrane
Molecular function (GO): calcium-dependent phospholipid binding; calcium ion binding
Source: RefSeq, a predicted model, not a curated record
GAGAGAGAGAGAGAGAGUGCGUGAGAUCGGGAGGUUACUCGUCGAGCGAGAAAAUCGGGAAGAUGUGAUUACCCCGGUUGACAAACCGCUCGUUAUUGAGUCACUCGCGAAGUGUCAUUGCCGAGCUAGAUGCGGGACGUGGUCGCUCGUUGAGCACCGAGACGACACGAUGCCUGGGAAGAUAAAGGUGAAGAUACUGGCGGGUCGCAACCUGCCGGUGAUGGACCGUUCCGGCGACACGACGGACGCCUACGUGGAGCUGAAGUUCGGCAAUAUAACUUACAAGACAGACGUGUGCCGCAAGUCCCUGAAUCCGCAGUGGAACUCGGAAUGGUAUAGGUUUGAAGUCGACGACGCGGAGCUGCAGGACGAGCCGUUGCAAAUCAGACUGAUGGACCACGACACUUACUCCGCCAACGAUGCGAUAGGCAAGGUUUACGUAAAUCUGAAUCCGUUGUUGCUGCCCGGUAUGCUGCCGCCGGUGAAGAACAUUUGGACCCUGGAGGCAACUACGAACACCAGUGCCGGUUCGCAAGGAUCAGUUAUGACCGGAUGGAUACCUGUAUUCGACACGAUGCAUGGCAUACGCGGCGAAGUUAAUAUUAUCAUUAAGGUGGAGCUGUUCUCUGAUUUUAACAAAUUCAGACAGUCGUCCUGUGGUGUACAAUUUUUUUACUCACCCAAUAUACCAUACGGAUAUCAUGCGCAAAUGAUACAUGGAUUUGUUGAAGAGCUCGUAGUUAGUGACGAUCCGGAAUACAAGUGGAUCGAUAAAAUUAGAACGCCUAGAGCGUCGAACGAGGCACGGCAGACUCUGUUUUUCAAAUUGAGCGGGGAAGUCCAGAGAAAGAUCGGAUUGAAGGCAUUGGAUCUCGGUGGAAAUGCCGUGAUUGGGUAUCUUCAAAACUUCGAUCUGGAAGGCGAGUCCGGUAUCGUUGCCAGAGGGAUAGGCACGGCGGUGACGCUCGUAAAACUGCACGAUGUUCUCGGCUUUCCUUGCGACAGCGUCAAUAUCGAGGAGCAGCAAGACGAGGCGUCGGUCAGUCCGUCCUGCCCGCUUCCGGCCGUUCCCACGGUGGCCGCGAAAAUGUCCCAGUCACCGGCGACCAGAACGCUCGCCAGCAUGCCGCUUCACCGGAGAUCGAGCGAUUCCGAUCUGAGCGUCACGCCUAAAGGUAACUCUCUUGGCAGUAGUGACAAAUCGAUAGCGGGACCCCUAAGGACACCGACUGCGGUGGUCAGACCUAUGAAUCAAGACACGUUGGAAAUGUUAGAGUAUCCGUUCAUCACUAUGCAACAUUAUCCACCUGGCUUCAUAUUACAUAUAGGCGGUCUAGUGAGCUCGAAGUCGGUGAAGUUACUCGAGAGGAUAAGUAAUCUGGAGGAGCCGGAAGGCCGUGAUUCGUGGUGGACCGAAAUUAGGAUGGAAGUUAGGUCGCACGCGAGAGCGCUGGGCUGCAACGUUGUUAUAGGCUACAAGGAAGAAACUAGUAUAUGUGACGACGUGUGCGUGCUGAGUGCUUCCGGCACCGCGGCAGUCAUAAAUUUUCAUAAUUCCGGUCAGGAUCCGGACGGCGUGGUUCUGAAUAAACUGCAGCAAAGCGUGCCCGCGGCCGCCGUGGAUGCGGAGAAGGGCCAGCAGAAGUCCGUGACGAUCCAGAAGGCGGAGAGGGUCGACGGCGACGCGUCCGUCGUGACUCACUCGGAACGGCAGAACGGGAAGGUGUGCAAGCAUCCUGCCGAGAGCAACGAUCAUGAUCAGGCCACCUGCGGCCAGUCUCAGCUGCGAUGCAACCUGUGCCAUCUCCCGUACAGCGAGGGUAGCGUGCCGUUCAGGGUCAACGUGUCGAAGUGCGCCAUAUGCAAGCGUGCCAAAGUCCCGGACGUGAUGUUCACCACCAUAGAAGUGCCCGCGAACGUACCGACGACCGGGCGGGGCUGCUUCAUUCAGGCGACCGUCUGCAAGAGCAAGAAGGACCUGCGGGGCGAGUUGAACGCGAAGGAGAUAUCCGAUUGCCUGCCGUUCUUGGAAUACGAGCUGCACAGCUUGUUGCUGAACAAGCUCAAGAUGAAGGGCAUGAAUGCGGUGUUCGGGCUCAGGUUGCAGGUCUCCGUCGGGGAACGCUUCGUAAUCGGCAUGGCGGUGGGCACCGCGGUCUACUUGACGGCGCUGCCGCCGCCCACCAUCCCGCAAAUAGCGUCCGGCAAUUCGUGGCACAACGAGGAUCAAUUGGGGGAGAUGCAAAAGUCCAUCGUCGAUACGGUGAAGAAGAAUAGAGAGUUUUACCGUCUGAAACCUAUCGGAGUCAACGAAGUCGAAAACGGACGCAUUCCGAGCACUUCCGACACAGACGAGUCGGACGAGGACCUGCCGGAGCUCGAUCUUGGACUGGGCACUCGCGACGCGUGCGUCCUGGAAGUCGACGACAUCGAGGACAUGGACCGGAUAUCGUCGUUGAUGGACAACAGACCGCCCGACGAUUUUCACGUCGUUAACACGCAGACGAUACCUGGCCUCGAGGAUUUGGAAAUCGUCAGAAAUUUACAAAUGUUUACGCAAAUCUCAAGGGCUAAAAUUCCCAUGGGACAAUUCGCGUCGAUGCCGUCGAAAUAUUUUGCCAGAUUACUUCAGUCCUUGUAUUUCAAAUUAAGACGGAUGGUUCCCUGUGCGCUGUGCGAUAUGCAGUUUAAAGUAGCAUUAUCGGAACAAGACGAGAUACAGCUGACUGUCGUUGGUAUGGCACUCGGCUUGGGAGAACUGUUGAAUGCGAAUAAAUAUAAACGGAAAAUCGUGUGCCGUUCCUUGAGCAAGGAUCAAGUGAGAAAGUCAGAUGACAGUGAUAUGAUAUUUAGCCUAGACGAGGAUCAUCUGGAGAACAAUGUCACGUCUGACAAUGCAACACGUACUUGUGUAGGAAAUCUCGCGACCCUAAGUGGUACCCCUGUACAAAAGCCAAGACCACGCUCACCUUUGCGUUUAAAGUCAUUCACUACUCAUAGACGUAAACAUGUGCCUUUGAAAGGAAGAUAUGGCGUAGACAUAACACCUUUGUCUUAUCUACCAGGUGGAAGGAUAGAAAGGUAUCAAGGCAACCUAAAUUUCUUUUUUAUCCGCGAAAGUACGUCAAUAAGGGAGAACGGCGGAUUGAGUGGCUUCACCCACAGUUUCGUAAUGGAAGUUUUGGCGAUUGUUCGCGCGCACAUUACGGCAUUAGGCGGUAACGCCAUGGUGGCGUUCUUUAUGACGCAGUGCGUGCUUCUUCACAGCCCUCACAAAAAUCAAGGUCAAUGUCUCAUUAACGUGGGUGGCGACGUUGUGACUGUGUCCUAUUAUGCGGACGAGAAGCACAGCGCUGCUUCAAAUUGCUGACCCCAGCCUCCACAUUCGGCGCCGCCAUGAACGACUAUUUAAUACAAUUAAUGAUGUGAUUAAAUAUUUGCCAAUAUCUCAAUGCUGUAGAUAGAAUUCGUAUACUGUCGGUUCCGCGAGACUUUUAUUGCAUUGCAUAAUGCCUAAUCUCAAAAUGUUUCUUCGUAGCAAUCGACAUUGUUAUUUAUUAAUUUAUUUUACCAAGGUAAAAAAUUCAAUAAUUAAUUAAAGAUAUUAUUUUCUUUACAAAU